UUCUCACAAGUGUUUGGUAAUUCUCUGUCGGGCGUAUAACUUUUUCACAUUGGAUAUUUGUUCAAACAUUCUCUGGUUAUUGUAAAUUUAAGGAAAAUGUGGAAGUACUUUGUAUUUAUUUGCGUAUUUCUACAAACUUCAAACGCUGUGUUGGAGUCCGAUGCUAAUACAUUGGUUUUGUUAGAUAAUUUAGCAAUUCGAGAAACCCAUUCAAUUUUCUUUAAAUCGUUGCAAGAACGGGGAUUUAAACUUGUUUAUAAAUUGGCUGACGACUCUGGGCUAGUGCUUUCACGAUAUGGAGAAUAUCUUUACAAAAAUGUUAUUAUAUUUGCACCCAGUGUUGAGGAGUUCGGAGGAGAUCUGAGCGUUGAAAAGUUGACGGAAUUCGUUGACGAUGGUGGUAACGUUUUAGUUGCUGCUAGCGAGCAAUCGGGUGAUGCUUUGCGUGAAUUCGCUUCAGAAUGUGGAUUUGAAGUUGAUGAGGAAGGAGCUUCUGUUAUAGAUCAUUUAAAUUAUGAUGUUUCUGAUGUUGGGGAUCACACUACUAUAUUGACUUCAGCACGAAACCUCAUCGAUGCUCCAAUUAUUGUUGGUGCCAAGAAGUCUGCUCCCUUAAUUUAUCGAGGAACUGGGUUAUUGGCAGAUAAAGAAAAUCCGCUAGUAUUACAUUUGUUGUCUGCAGAAAGUACAGCGUACAGUUAUAAUCCUGAACAGACUGUAAAAGAAUACCCACACGCAGUGGGACGGGAGACUUUGCUUAUUGCUGCUUUGCAAGCUCGUAAUAAUGCUCGAGUUGUAUUUUCUGGAUCUCUACACUUCUUUUCUGAUGAAGCUUUUACAGCACCUGUCCAAAAUGCACGAGAUGGAACAAUAAACAAACAAGCAAGUAAUCAAGGCGUAGCCACAGCAAUCAGUAGAUGGGCAUUCGGCGAAAGUGGACGUUUACGUGUUGCUAGAGUGAACCACCACAAGGAAGGAGAGUCUCUACCGCCAGAACAAGCUUACACAAUUGUCGAUCCAGUUGUAUAUACUAUAUCAAUAGAAGAAUUGGUGGAGGAAAAGUGGCAACCGUUCAAAGCAAAUGAUGUGCAGUUGGAAUUUGUUCGAAUCGAUCCAUUCAUACGUACUACACUGAAGCAAGUAAACGGUGGACGCUAUGAAGCUAGAUUUAAGAUACCUGACGUGUACGGAGUGUAUCAAUUCAAGAUAAACUACGAUCGAGUUGGUUACACGCACCUAUACAAUACCACCCAAGUAUCUGUUCGCCCUCUGGAACAUACAGAAUAUGAACGAUUCAUUCCUAGUGCAUACCCCUACUACAGCAGUGCUUUCUCCAUGAUGAUUGGCGUUUUUAUCUUUUCAUUUGUGUUUUUACACUUCAAGGAAGAAAAUAAUGCAGUCUCUGCAAAGAGUGGUAAAGCAGAUGACAAAAAAAUUCAAUAAACAAAGAUGAACUGCCACCAAGUAGGCGAAAUUGUAAUGUAAUUUUUAAGCUAAUAAAUACAUCUUCAGAUUUGAACAAAUAAAGAAAUCGAUUAAAGAAACAAGUAAAA
Molecule: messenger RNA, 1553 nt
Organism: Bactrocera latifrons
Lineage: Eukaryota; Metazoa; Arthropoda; Insecta; Diptera; Tephritidae
Gene: Ost48
Product: dolichyl-diphosphooligosaccharide--protein glycosyltransferase 48 kDa subunit
Exons: 2
Coding region: 97-1443 (448 amino acids)
Cellular component (GO): oligosaccharyltransferase complex; endoplasmic reticulum membrane
Source: RefSeq, a predicted model, not a curated record